CAAAAUUUACUUUAUCAUGUGUUCAACUUGCUAUAUUCCAGCCUAUGUUAUAAGAAGGAUUUAAAAAAUAGAUGAUUUGAAGUAGAUACAUUGGAAAAACUACAGUUUAGAGAUAUCUUCUGGCUACUUAAGGAAUUCAAGGAGACAUGGUUGGAAAACUGUCCCAGGUAUUUUUUCUUGAUUUGGGAAUUCAUUUCUAAUUUAUGAUACAGAAGUAUAUCUUCUGAAAGAGAAAGAGAAGUAAUUUUGCUAAUUCACAGGGGUUUUUUCCUCUCCCUAGGAAGAAGGUAUGUGGGAGGAAGAGUAAUUUUGUCUUACAAAUCAGAGGUGCAGGUCACAAAACAAAAAUGCCCUUGGGAAUAUCUAGGAAAAUGAAAGGCAUUACAAAGUUUACAAAUUAACACUUUUACUCUGAUUUCAAGUGUUAGUGUCAGCCUCUCACCUUCACUUAUGCUGUCUAAAUGCCACCAUUAUAUUUUUAAUCUCAUAAACUGACUUGUAUAGAUGCAUGUAUGUGUCUAUACACAACCACUUACAAAUGUUCUCAUAACCUUGUUUGCUGCUACUCUGAUUGCAGUAGAUGCAUUAGCUAUAGGUAAAGUAAUGCCUGUCUCAGCAACAGCCUUGCCUUUCCUUCUUUUUAAGUGGCAAAUGAUGACUCUUGUAGUUGGUUACUUCCAGAUCUGCUGGAACUGAGCAAAUUGUUGCUCUGUUAGAACUUUCAACUCUUCGUUGAAACUCUCUUGCAGCUUCUUAAAAAAUUUGGUACAGGUUUCUAAAUAACAUCAGCGGCUUUUGUGGUCAGCAUGAAUCCAUCUGAGAGCUUGUUCAGAUAAAACUGCAGUAGUUCUGUUCUCUGUAGGCUCAUGAGUAAGGCUACUCAAGCAGUGGUUUUUCCUUGAAUGUUUUUCCUAGUAAGAAACAAUAGGCCAAGAAAACAAAUUUCUACAAAUAUGGGUAGAUUGGGGUUGCUUGUUUAAUAGGAAGUUUAGUACUCUUGCAGAUGACAGAAGAGUGACUGUGGUGGUCAGACUGAAGGUGAGUGUAGCCCAGUAUUGUGUCUCCAGCAGAGGCCAAAAGGGAGUGCUCAGAAUAUAAGAACAAGACAUGUAGUAUUUCUCCUUUGAAUGCUUUCUGGGCCUCCAAAUCCAUGUUGCCCAAACUUUUUGAACAAUUGUACUUUAUUAUAGAUACUCUCUGCUAGCCCAAAUAACAUAACAUAUUCAGUAAAUGCCAAAGAUAUUUUGGGGUCUUUAGGAAUUGUUAAGGAAUGUGAUCUCUGAGGUUUUGUGCUUUAAACGAUGAAUAUUCUAAAUUGGAACGAGUAACCUGAGUAGUUUAAGGAGAACCAUCAUUUGCUUGAUGAAUGAGGAAGGUAGGUCAAGACAGGUCGUGUUGGGAGACAGAUAAAGUAAGCUGCUUUGUAUUUCAGGAAGUUCAAGAAGUGCUGCGGGAGCUGCAAGAGACAUCAUCUAAUUGAUAGUCUGAAGAAACAACAGGAUUUUGCUGACCUCCUCAUUUGUACAUAAUUUGGACCUGUUAGGGAAAACCCUGAUUCUGUUUUAGAAGUUUCUCUGGGCCUGUCUUCUAUUAAUACAGUUCUUAUCUCUAUCUACAGCUUAGAAAAAUUUGAGGGUGGUCUUUGAAACAUAAGAAAAGUGAUGUGCAAUAGAAUGUGUCUGAACUUCUCGUCCUUGACAGCAAGAACAUAUUGUGUUAGUAUCUCUAAGUGUCAUUAGCUCUCUCAACAGAUCUGCUUGAGAAAUACUUCUGUCUGGAUCUGAUUUAUGAACUUGAAAAGGUACUUGGUUAAGAACUAUACUAUUGGGGUUUUUUUUCUUUCUGGAAGGAAGACAAGAGAAAACUAUUUAUGAUUCUCAUUCUAGACUCAAAUUCUUACCUAACUGGUCCUCUCUCUCAAUCUGCUAAAUUCGCAGGCUUGAAAUGAAAAGUCCUUGGUAUAAAUAAAGCUUGUAGAACAAAUUAAAAUAGGAGGAAAGAGAUCAGUCUUGUUUAAGCAAUGACUGCAUGUCUGGAGAGGUUUAACAAGACUGCAAGCAGAGAUCAUCAGGUCUUGGCAAUAGCAGUCAGAGGAUCAGUCUUAAAUGUGAGAUGCUAUUUAGACACAGAUAACCUGCAGAACAUGUCCAGAUUUGGCAAUUUUACCAAAGUCCUCAGAUAACAUCAUACAUAUUUAAACCAUUCAAACAUUUCCUUCUAUCUGUGAUACUAAACAGCUCCCACCCACUUGACGUUGUAGACUGAGUGAUUCAGAUCUAUUGGCUCUUGGUUGUGGAAAAAUCUGCCUUGAGGUCAGUUGUGGUUCAUACCACAAGCAGCCAUCCUUUCUUCAUCCUGCCUAACUUCAGCCUGCUUUUUUAAAUGGACACAAUAUCCUUACUUUCAGCUGCAUUUGGUUAAGGGUCUGCAUAGAGUCAUGUGCAAAGAAUAAUGACCUCAGAAUGCUGAAUGCUCUGUGCAUGCAGGAGCCUGUCUGUGAAAGCUGGCCCCUAUUGGGCCCAAGCAGAAAGGAAAGGAGGUGGCUGUGACUCAAAAGCUAAAACACUGGGAAAUAUUGAGAGAGAGCCUAGAGGAGUCCGUUGCUGAUGGUAAUCCUUGGGAACACCUUCCCACCUGGUAGAAAGCAGCAAAUUGUAACAGCCCAGAAAAUGCUUCAGGCGUGUCAGAAUUUUGAGUUCUGCUGCGUUCCUGAAUGUCCCCUGAAACUGGAGGAGGUUUUUUUCCUGCUCCCCCUCCCCCAGGAUUGUUUCCUGUACACAACAAUCAGACUUUAGUAAUUGCAACUUUUCUUUUUCUUUUCUGAUUUCCAAGCCCACAUGAGGCCUUUUGGAUUCAUUAUGCAUGAACCAGUUUGUAUCUGGGGAUGAAUAAUGUUCCAUCUUACUUUCUUUUUUGCCCUUGCACUGAACAGUUUUGUUUUUUAACAGAAAUGCCUUUUUCCUUUUGAGAACUCUCAGAAAUAUGUUCCUUUAAGAACCUCCUACAUGGUAUGCAUUUGCCAUUUGUAAACACAGUAUGUCAAAGAAUGAUUUGAUUCAGUGGUGAGGCAGCCAGAUAUUUGCAUGUCAUGAGGUCUAAGGGAAACAAACUGACCCUCAGCCUUCCCCCAUCCAGGCAAAUUCUGAUGGGACCCUCAAAUAGCUCUGGCAAAGGGCUCUGUUUCUUUUGGACUUGAUGGAUGCUUGUUUCUGUGAAGACGUGUAAUUAUUUCUUCCUUUAUUUUGCUGCGCAAGUUACAGAGAGAAGCAGCUUAAAACUAACUACCACGUGGAGGGCCCCAGCAGGAUGACCAGCAGCCAGACAGACUGCCAUUUCUGCCUGCAGCCUCUCCGUGGCAGGAAAUAUGCACUGAGAGAUGAAAAUGCUUACUGUGUGCCGUGCUAUGACAGCCUGUAUGCCAACCCCUGUGAAGAGUGCAAGCAGCCCAUUGAGUGCAGCUCCAAGGAUCUGGCCUACAAAGGCCGCCACUGGCACGAGGGGUGCUUCAGGUGUGCCAAGUGCCAUCGCUCACUGGUGGAGAAACCAUUUGCUGCCAAGGACGAGGUCUUGCUGUGUACUGAGUGCUACUCUGAUGAGUAUUCAUCCAAGUGUUUUCGCUGCCAGAAGACCAUUAUGCCUGGUUCACGUAAAAUGGAAUUUAAGGGAAGUUCCUGGCAUGAAUCUUGUUUUGUUUGCCAGCAUUGUCAGCAACCACUGGGAACAAAACCAUUAAUCACCAAAGACAAUGAGAAUUACUGUGUGCCCUGUUUUGAGAAGCAAUUUGCUCAUCAUUGCUAUGCUUGCAAAAAGGUUAUAACUUCUGGAGGAGUGGCCUACCACGACCAGCCUUGGCACCAGGAAUGCUUUGUGUGUGCUGGGUGUAAAACUCAGCUGUCUAGACAAAGAUUCAUUUCCAAAGAUGAGUACCCAUACUGUGUAGACUGUUUCAGCAAAUUUCAUGCCAAAAAAUGUGCUGCUUGCAAGAAACCUAUUGCAGCUCUCGGAGGUACCAAAUACAUCUCACUUGAGGAGCGCCAGUGGCACGGGGAAUGCUUCAGCUGCACAAAGUGCUCUGUCUCCCUGGUGGGCCAGGAAUUCCUCACUCGGCAGGAUGACAUCCUCUGCCACAAAUGUGGCUCUGCUUCAUAGUUCUGUGGGAAGCUGUACAGCUGCAUUAUUUCUCACCCUGUAGCAAGGUAGUUUAUUGGUCUGCUGUAAGAAAACCAGAUAAAAGGCACUAUAGUUAUUUAGUCAUUCCAGUAACUUUCCAACAGCAGUUUAAUGCAGUCAUAGUUCUCAACUGUUUAUAAACAAACAUUAAACAACUGCCCCAUGCUGGUUAAUAAAACAAUGCAGAAAAGAUUUGUAUAUAUAUUAAGCCUAACUCCAGUAUGUUUUCCUUGUAACACACUGCACUCUGCUGUUAGAAGCCUAAGAAUUUAUCUUUUAUCGCCUCUACUGUGAAAUGUCUGUUUAGCAAAUGAAUAAUGAUGAGGCAUUAGCACUGAUUCACAGAUGCAGGUCUUGGCAUGGACAGCUGAGAACAAGCAUUUUUCUCUUGGAUCAUAACAUUGAAGAGAACACCUUGUAAAUAUUAUAUUCUUCCAUACUUUGGGCAAAAAAAGAUGCUGACAAAGCAGGCAGAAAUUGUGAAUAAGAGAUGUUUUCACAUUGAGGAACUCAGUCAGAAAGGCCCAUUCCAAGGGCCAAUUCAAUGGAAAAAAAAUGUCACUUCCCUUACUGGGAUUGCUAUCCAAAGAAGUCACCCAAAACACUAAAGCACAGGUCUUUUCCCAAAACUGGGUAACUGUUCAUAAUUUUUUAGGCAUAGCUGCUUUAGAACAUAAAUAAACCCAUAUUUUCAGCUACUGCAAGAGGUAAGGAAUGCCUAAGACUGAAUAGUGCUGAUGUACAUUUUCCCACAGCUAAUAUGCCUUAAGACUCUGUUUCCACUGUUUUUGCUAUGCCUUCAAAUACAGGCCUAAAACAUACUUUUUUUAUUAGUUGACUCAAGAGCCAAGUCAUAGUGGUCCAUUUAACCUUGUACUUUCCUUCGUUUAAAACUGCUUUGCCAGCAAUUGAAGCCCCGUUAAGAACCUUACAUGUUUGGUGUUUGAUUCACAGUUCAUUCCUCUGCUUGUAAAUUCCUGCCUCUGGACAGCAGGCUAUAAACUCCCCAGAACCAAUUCCUGAUUCAUUUCACCACUAUCCACAUGGGGUUUUAAACAGUAUUUCAAGAAUUAGUAAUUGUCAUUGCAAGCUAGGCAGCUCUUGCUUGCAGUACAGGGCCUUAGUUUCUAAGUAGCCAGCCUUUAUAUCUGCUUGCUGAGCUCCAGCACUCAAAUGUCUACUAUUAAAGGUCACCUAGAGCUGAGUUACAAACAUCCAUCUGCCUCCUUCUUCUGCAGUGUGUGUUGCAGUGGCCUGGUUCCUGUGCUGGGCCAGUGUGGAUGGAGCAGUGAUGUUAGGAACGGCAGGUUCUGCCCUCUCCAGCAGAGUUUGAGUCUUCAUCUCAGAUGUCUUCAAGUCAUUCUUCUUCAGACUCUGACCUUGAGUGCAUAGAGUUAUUUGGCUGACUUGAGCAGCCUUUACUCACAUUAAAGACAACCCUUAUUUUAUUUUUCGUGUGCAUGGCUAAGCCAGAGCCAGAGUGCAGUGGCAUAAAAUCAAUAUGGAUAAUGACUGACCAAUGAGUACACAGCAGCAUGUUGUCAGUCGAUAAAAUAUUGAUCUUUUGCUCUAUGUGGUGUUAAUUUUUGGUUUUCAUUUUCUUCUUUCAUGGCAGCUUUUAUUGCAGUCUAGAGUUUGAUUAGUUUAUGUUUUUCAUUUUAUCCCAGCUGCUUCCUUUUCUAUUUACACACCUCCCAUGGCUGACACAGGUUCUUGGUAAGGCUUAGAUUCCCAUAAAUAGAAUAUGCUUCAUUGCCUUAUAUCUAUGAAUAUAUAUAUACACAUAAAACAUAGUGGUUCACAGUUAUGUAUGAUGUUCUAAAAAUUUGCACUGAGAUAUCAGAUAUUAGUAAAUGCUAAUGGUCUUAAAUUUUUAAAUUAAAAUGAUGAAUCACAAUA
This is a messenger RNA of Serinus canaria (Common canary), 6069 nucleotides long. RefSeq names its product four and a half LIM domains 5 (gene FHL5). Gene Ontology annotation, biological process: positive regulation of transcription by RNA polymerase II. Gene Ontology annotation, molecular function: transcription coactivator activity. The transcript has 6 exons. Gene Ontology annotation, cellular component: Z disc; nucleus. The record is from RefSeq and is a predicted model, not a curated record. Bases 3307 to 4149 code for a protein of 280 amino acids. Lineage: Eukaryota; Metazoa; Chordata; Aves; Passeriformes; Fringillidae.